AUGCCUCGAUCGGCCCCGGUGAACAAACAGCCCUGGCAAUUUUUUCUUUCUCUCUCUUUCUGGCUUUCUGCCCCUCGGAGUCAUCAGUCAUCUCUCUCAUCUUCCGUCAUCGAUCAUCCCCAUCAUCGAUUUUCAACCUUCAAUCCUCCCUUUCCCAGCGGAGGCCAUGACUUAACGGCCCCAGUGAACCCACCCACCCUCAACCCUCUGGCCUUUGGUGCGCGGAGAGGCGCCCAGUCAGGGAUGGUCACCACGGCAGGGGUUCCACCUUCACUUCUCUCAUCAUUACCAUGGCCGACUAGACGGUGGAUCGCAGGAACAGCAGCAGCCGGAGCUGGCGUGGGAGCGUCUUUACUUUUAAGUCGCAGAGGCACUUUAACCACCCCGGUUCAUUCGGUUCAGGGUCUGGCCCACCACCCGACGGCACGGCGAUUCCACGCGGCAGUGUGGCCCUCAUAUGGCAUCACGACGCCCGUCCCCGAGCGCCAGCUUCUCGGUCUUGCGCAAUCUCCCUUUCGCUUCGAGACAGGCUAUGCGCUCUGCGCCAAACGACCCCCACGCCCGUUUCCUCCACCUUUCUUGUCGCCGCCGUCUUCGUCCUUUUCUGAUCCCUUGACGACGCACUCGCUCAGCCAGGAUAAGAGAUUAUCCGUGAGGGGUGAACUGGUUCGCGGUCUAAACAAUGGAGACGAUGCCAUCAUCGUCGCGGAGAACUUUCUGGGAGUGGACGACGGGGUAGGCGCCUGGGCGACAAAGCCUCAUGGCCAUGCUGCACUCUGGUCCCGUCUCCUCUUACACUUUUGGGCUCUCGAGAUUGAGCGCCGAGUCUCUGCGAAUGCGACCACCCUCGACCCCAUCGAAUAUCUCCAGACCGCGUACGAAGAGACAAUUCGUGCGACUACCACACCAACCCAGUGGCUCGGUACGACAACGUCAGCCACUGCACUCUUACACUGGACGCGCGAUACCGACGGUACUCAGAAACCCCUCCUCUACGUGACCAACCUGGGCGACUGCAAGAUACUCGUGAUCCGGCCGAGCGAAGACAAGGUCCUUUUCCGGACGAUAGAGCAAUGGCACUGGUUUGAUUGCCCUAUGCAACUAGGCACAAACAGUGUCGAUACCCCGCGCAAGGACGCUGUGCUGUCCAAAGUGGCUCUCCAGGAGAAUGACAUUGUGCUUGCGCUGUCAGACGGCGUGAUGGAUAACUUGUGGGAACACGAGGUGCAGAAGAUCGUACAAGAUAGCUUGAAGAAAUGGGACGCGGGUCAUGUCCAGGCCAAAGAUCAGGCCCCUUCUCCCGAGUUGUCUGACGAUCGCAUGGUCUAUGUAGCCAGGGAGCUGCUGAAUGCAGCUUUGAACAUUGCCCGGGAUCCUUUUGCGGAGAGUCCAUAUAUGGAGAAGGCGGUGGAUGAGGGUAUUGCCAUUGAAGGUGGUGAGUCGAAUAUUGGAUGA
Messenger RNA from Penicillium daleae, 1455 nucleotides. RefSeq names its product PP2C family serine/threonine-protein phosphatase. The transcript is spliced from 2 exons. NCBI's taxonomy places the organism in Eukaryota, Fungi, Ascomycota, Eurotiomycetes, Eurotiales, Aspergillaceae. Bases 1 to 1455 code for a protein of 484 amino acids. The record is from RefSeq and is a predicted model, not a curated record.